UAUUAAACCUAUUCCGCUUUGCUAGUUAAAUUAAAUGAAAAUACAUGCUACUUAUUACAUGUGUAUUAGCUAUGUAACAAAAAGGUGGAAGUACUUUCGCUUAUAUUAUCGGAUAUGGUCGUCUCUAUCUCUUAUAUGUCAGGUACAAGUAGAUGAACAAAGAUGGGUAGUUACUUCCAUUCAGAAAAUUAUUUGGAGAAUUCGCCGUCUCCUAAGAAAGUAAACUGGUCUUCUACUUCCUAAUCAAUUCCCUGAUUGUCGGCCGUAUAUAAGUGCUCUUUUAACAAAUACUUUCAUCAGUCCUGAUUCGUUCAACGUGUGUUUACUAAAAUGGUGUUCUGGGCCUUUGCACUUCCGCUUUUCUUCCUUUCCCAAACUCUGGCAAUUCCUGGGUUUUCCAGCCAUGGCCCAACUAGGCUCGUAGGAGUGCCCGACAUAAAAGAUUACGACAAAUUGGUGUAUCCUAAACAAGAUAUCCAGGACGGUGGUAGUUUUUCUCACGCCGAUCUUACCAAAAUUGUUAGAGUGUCUGAUAAAGCAAUAAUUACUCAACCAAAACCGUACCCCGUUCACGUGCCCUUCAAGGUUCCUUAUCCUGUCAGCGUUCCUAAGCCUUUCCCGGUCCACGUUCCCCACUUUGUAAAAGUACCUCACCCAGUUCCCGUGGAAGUUAUAAAAAAGGUUCCAGUUCCCGUUGAAGUUCCGAAACCAUAUCCAGUUCCCCAUGACGAGUACCAAGGUGGUCAAGGACACGGAGAUUGGUCAUCUAGUGGCUAUUCUGGGGGAAUUGGAGGCGGUGAUUAUAAGCAAUUAUCGCAAGACGAUAAUGGCCAGUAUAAUAACGACGCGUAUUCAGCUGGACAGUAUCAAGGAGUAAGUGGUUACGGAAAUUCUGGUUUGGAACACGCUGACGGAGACAAUUCCGCUGACUAUGCUGCCGUUGAACAACAACAGGUGCAACAUGUUGAAGCCAGCCAAGACGUAGAACAAAGCGAAGCAGCUGAACAAGCCUUUGCACUUCCGCUUUUCUUCCUUUCCCAAACUCUGGCAAUUCCUGGGUUUUCCAGCCAUGGCCCAACUAGGCUCGUAGGAGUGCCCGACAUAAAAGAUUACGACAAAUUGGUGUAUCCUAAACAAGAUAUCCAGGACGGUGGUAGUUUUUCUCACGCCGAUCUUACCAAAAUUGUUAGAGUGUCUGAUAAAGCAAUAAUUACUCAACCAAAACCGUACCCCGUUCACGUGCCCUUCAAGGUUCCUUAUCCUGUCAGCGUUCCUAAGCCUUUCCCGGUCCACGUUCCCCACUUUGUAAAAGUACCUCACCCAGUUCCCGUGGAAGUUAUAAAAAAGGUUCCAGUUCCCGUUGAAGUUCCGAAACCAUAUCCAGUUCCCCAUGACGAGUACCAAGGUGGUCAAGGACACGGAGAUUGGUCAUCUAGUGGCUAUUCUGGGGGAAUUGGAGGCGGUGAUUAUAAGCAAUUAUCGCAAGACGAUAAUGGCCAGUAUAAUAACGACGCGUAUUCAGCUGGACAGUAUCAAGGAGUAAGUGGUUACGGAAAUUCUGGUUUGGAACACGCUGACGGAGACAAUUCCGCUGACUAUGCUGCCGUUGAACAACAACAGGUGCAACAUGUUGAAGCCAGCCAAGACGUAGAACAAAGCGAAGCAGCUGAACAACAUUAAAUUUUUGAUUAAUGUAGACGAAUGAUUG
This is a messenger RNA of Agrilus planipennis (emerald ash borer), 1708 nucleotides long. RefSeq lists its product as uncharacterized. NCBI's taxonomy places the organism in Eukaryota, Metazoa, Arthropoda, Insecta, Coleoptera, Buprestidae. The transcript is spliced from 3 exons. The record is from RefSeq and is a predicted model, not a curated record. Bases 331 to 1680 code for a protein of 449 amino acids.